GGUUAUUAUUAUUAAUAAAUUUGUAUAUUUGUGGUUGAUGCCGAGUUUUUUAUUAUCACUAUUUAUAUUACCACAACUGUGGUUUAUGCGGUACGAUAAAACUCGAUGUUUAUACUUCAAUUGACAAUGCAGAUAAAAUAAUCUACACAUCAUAACAUAAAAUAGUAAAAUCGUGGUACUUUCGUUUUUAUACAGGUUUGUUAAUUUGUUUCUAGAUUUUGUUUUUAUCAUAGAUUAUAUGUUUCAUGUAAUCUGUAUUUAAAUCAUUUUUUUAAAUCAUUUUGUAUUUAAAUCAUUUUUAAACUUAAGGUUAUAUUUAUUCGUUUUUUUAUAUCAUAGUAGGUAUAUAAACUUAAAGUAUAUUUUAAUAUUCAAUUUUUUAGACAUGGAAAGUAAAGUGUGUAAAGUUAAUAAUCCCAAAAGAAAUCACAGCGACGACGAUGAGGAUAAACGAGAUUCAAAACAAAGACGAAGACACAGUAGUCGAGAUCGUCACUCGACCAGGGAUAAUUACGAUAAAAACGAAAACCGCAAAUACUCAUAUGGUGAAUUAAAAAUUGGUGAUCCUUACUAUUCAGGUGGUAUUAUAUCAGACAACCCUAAAAAAGAAGAUCGGUAUAAAGAUGACUCUAGACAAAGAAGACGGCAUAGAAGUAAAGAUCGCCAUGAAAAAGAAAAUAGAUCUAGAAAUUCAAAUCACUCCAAAGGAGGAAAAAUUGGUGCACCAUAUUAUUCAGGCGGAAUAAAAGUAAUUGAAGGUGAAAGUGGUGAAGAAUCUAGUAAUGAUGAAGACGAUAAAGUUGGUCAACGAUAUUAUUCUACAGAAGCAGCCGAUAGUCAAAGAAAAAAUAGUGAAAAUUAUUGGAAUAAAUAUGCUACAAAGGAUAAAAAACCAAAUGUAUGUUUAAUAAAUUCAAUGUAAUUAUAUGAUGAAUAUGAACUAAAUAUGAUUAUUUUUUCAGAAUGAUAUUAAUGAUGUACCUUUAAGUCAAAGAAAAACUGUAGACCUAUUAACAUCUAAAACUGGAGGUGCCUAUAUUCCUCCAGCAAAAUUAAGGAUGAUGCAAGAAAGCAUCACAGACAAGUCAAGGUGCUAGUUAUUUACAAUUAUUUAAUUCAAUUUAAAAAAAAUUAAUUCCUCAACCGUCAACCAGUAGUGACAUAAAUUGAUAUCCUAAUUUCGCUAUGAAGCAGCUGCUUUAUAGCGAAAUUAGGUAGGUGGGUAAAUCUUUAUCAUAACUAACAUUAAAAAAAAAUGUGAAGUAUAUGACCAUCUAGACCACAUGGGAAGAGGAAUACAGGAACAUCUAGUAGCCUUAGUUACGACUCUUGAUUAUUCUUUUUGGUUUGUAUAAGGUUUUAUCUAAUUUUACCGAAACUCCUUCAUAGAAAAAGUUUCACGCUGCCAUUGCUACCAACAGUUUAAUAAUUUUAGAAACUAAAAAACUUUUUUUAUAAGUAAAAUUUCAUAUAGGUAUUAAUCAUAUGAUAAUUAUUUUAGUGCUGCAUACCAGAGAAUUGCCUGGGAAGCAUUAAAAAAGUCAAUUCACGGAUUAACCAAUAAAAUUAAUGUAGAUAAUAUUGGAAAAGUGACGCGAGAUAUAUUAAAAGAAAAUAUUAUUCGAGGUAGAGGUUUAUUGUGUCGGUCGAUAAUGCAAGCUCAAUUGGCGUCCACAACAUAUACUCAUGUAUUUGCUGCUUUAGUUGCUAUCAUCAACACAAAAGUAAUUUGAUUUUGUUACAAAGAAACAAUUUAUGGAAUAAUAAGUACAUUUCAAUAUUUUCAGUUUCCAAACAUAGGAGAAUUACUAUUAACCAGGUGUAUUGUACAGUUUAAAAGAGCCUAUCGCCGUAGUGAAAAGUCUCAAUGUUUAGGAUCAGUCACUUUUAUUGCGCAUCUGAUUAAUCAGAGUGUUGUGAGUUUUAAACUAAUUUAAAUUUUGUCAUGAAUAAUUCUUAUAUUUUCUUUUUCUUUCAUUGUAGGCCCAUGAAAUCUUGGCAUUAGAAUUGUUAACGUUAUUUGUAGAGACUCCUACAGAGGAUUCAAUUGAAGUCGCAAUAGCAUUUUUAAAAGAAUGUGGUCAAAAAAUGAGCCAAGUCAGUAAAAAAGGAAUGUCUGCAAUUUUUGAUAUGUUACGUAAUAUUCUACAUGAUGGACAACUUGAUAAAAGAGUAAAUAUAUAAUAAUUAAUAAUUAUUAAAAUUAAAAUACUAAUUUUCUUUCAUAAAAUAAAUAUUAACUGCUCAAAAAUUUACUUUAAAUAUAUUAUUUAUGAAAUUUCUCAAUAAAAUAUUUAAAAAUAUGUAUGUAUAAUUGAUUUUAAUUGAUUUAUUAUUUAUAAAAUAAUGUGUAUCUUAACAUUUCCCAAAUAUUAUUACAUUAUUACUUAAUUUAUAUUCAUAUAUAUAUUGGUAAUUCUUUAGGUACAAUAUAUGAUAGAAGUGAUGUUUCAAAUUCGUAAGGAUGGAUUUAAAGAUCAUCCUGCUGUAAUUGAACAACUCGAUUUAGUACCAGAAGAGGAUCAAUUUACACAUUUAUUAACUUUAGAUUCUGCUAAAGACCCUCAAGAUAUUUUAAGUAAUAAUUACUAAUUGUUUGUUUACUGUUUUUACCUAUUCAUGAACAUUACAGUUGAUUAACCAUAAAUGCUAAACUUGAUUUCUAGAUGUUUAUAAAUUUGAUCCGGACUUUGAAGCUAAUGAAAAACGUUACAAAUCAUUACGAACAGAAAUAUUAGGGUCAGACAAUGAAGAUGGAAGUGGUGGUUCAGAUGAUGGCUCAGAUGAUGAUGAUGAUGAUGAUGAUGAUGAUGAUGAAGGUGAUAAGGAUGAGGAAGGAAAAGGUAAGCAAAUUUUAUUUAAAAUGUUUUUUUAUUUGAUAAAUAAUUUUAAUAUUUCUUUUUUAGAAGGCGAAGGAAAAGUGAUAAUAGAUAACACAGAAACAAACAUGAUUGCAUUACGAAAAACCAUUUACCUAACAAUACAUUCAUCACUUGAUUAUGAAGAAUGUGCCCAUAAAUUAAUGAAAAUGCAAUUGAAACCUGGGCAAGAAAUAGAGAUGUGUCAUAUGUUUUUGGAUUGUUGUGGUGAACAAAGAACAUAUGAAAAGUUUUUCGGGCUUUUAGCACAAGUAAAAUUUAUCUCAAAAAAAUAAUAAUGAUCUUCAACAUAAUAUUUCUGUUUACUGGUAAUGAUAUUUCACCAUAGGAUAAUCUUAAAAUAUAUAUUAUUCUUUUAUUUGUUCGAGUUUAUACAAUCUGUAAUAACAAUGAGCAUCUUCUUCUGAGAUAUUAUCUUUGUCACUACAUCUGAGACUGUUCAAAAUUUUAAAUAUGCAGGUUAUGAUUUUAAACAUAGAAUGGAACACAUUAUCAAUUACGUAUAACAAUAUGAAUUGGACAUUUUAUAUUUCAUUUGUUUGGGCCAAGUUAAAAAAAAAAAAUAAAAUUAUAUUAAUAUAUAUUUGAAAUUCUAAACUAAUUAGAUAACACAAAUUGUAGUAUUGAGUUUUAAAUGUUAAAAUACAAUCUGUGUUAUUUUCAUAUUAUAGUGAAACCUCUAUUAAUGGACACCUCUAUAGUGAACCCUUCCCAAUAAUUAGCACUUUUAAAUUCCCCUGCAAAAAUAUAUGUACAUAAUAGGAGUUAUAACCUCUUAAUAGUGGACGUGGACACUAAAAACUGGUAUCAAAAUUAAAAAUUAUCUCUUAUAAAUAAACACAAUACAUGUACAUACCGAAAAUGUUUAAGUAAUAAAAAUAUUAUGUGUGUUUAUUUUUAUACAUUUUGUUCAUAUUUUAUCUUAUCUUAAAAGGACGUUAUCCUGUAUCUACUGUCUUAGUCCAACUACUGGGAAACAUGCAAAAACAAUGCUUACGCAGAAAAAGUAAAACUUGCUUAAUUUUGAUUUUAGAGUAUUGUAUGUAUAUGUAUACCCAAUUUUCUAUAACACCUCCCUAUAAUGGACGUUUUGUAAUUUCUCACAAAUGUCCACUAAAUAGAAGUUUUCUCAAUAAUGGAGAUUAUUUUAUUUCCCAUGUCUGUCCACUAUAUAGAAGUUUCACUGUAUCAUGAAUCAUCGUAGAAGAAAAAUAAUGUUGAAGACUUAUAAAAUAUAAAUGUAUAAAUAUUUAUUUUUAUAUUUUUUUCAGAGAUUUUGUCAAAUAAACAAUGUGUUUAUUGAACCACUGCAAAAAAUUUUCAUUGACAGUUAUGCUACUGUUCAUCGUUUAGAAACAAACAAAUUACGUAAUGUCUCCAGAUUUUUUGCACAUUUAUUAUUUACAGAUUCUAUUUCUUGGGGGGUAUUAUCCACAAUACAUUUGAAUGAAGAAGAAACCACUUCUUCUAGCAGAAUUUAUAUCAAGAUUCUUUUUCAAGAAUUGGCUGAACACAUGGGACUCAAUAAAUUAAAUGCUAGAGUUCAAGAUCCGUUAGUAAAAUAGUUUCAUUUGUUGCUAGACAUUUUAUUUAUAUUAUUUGUUUAAUUUUAAAUAUCAUAUGAAUUGUUUCAGGGAAUUGAGACUAGCAUUUGAAGGAAUAUUUCCUAAAGACAACCCAAAAAAUACAAGAUUUUCCAUUAAUUUUUUCACAUCUAUUGGUUUGGGUGGUUUAACGUAAGUGUUGUAAUUAUGCAAUUUUUAAAUAAAAUUUUCACCUAAUGCUAAACUAUGAAUCAUUUAAUUUUUAGUGAUGAACUACGGGACUUUCUCAAAAUACAACCUAAACAAGUUCCUGCUGUUGCUAAAAUCAUUGACCAACUAUCUGAAUCAUCAGAUAGUGAUAGUGAUAGUGACAGCAGUUCAAGUAGUUCAAGUAGUAGUAGUAGUAGUUCCAGUAGUAGUAGUAGUGGUAGUUCAAGUAACAAAAGUACUGAAACAAACAAAAUAAAUGAAAAGAAAGGUUAGUACAAGAAUUAAUUUGUUAGUUUUUGUUUUUUAAUAAUAAACUUUUUGAUUCCUGAUCCAAGGACUACUUAAAUAUUCUAUUUUUCAUGAGAAUUUUUAAUGAGUGUAAUAGUAUUUAUUUUAAACCAUAUUAUAGACAACUCAACAACAGUUAUAUUUUACUGGAAUGUUAAGUUCAGCCAAAUGUCUUGCACACAGAAAAAUUAAGAAGCUAAGAUUUUAAACAAAUAUUAGUUAUAAUAACAUAUAAAUGAAAUUAAAGAUAAUUAUGGAAUACAGAUAAAUGAGCAGUAACUUAUAGUCUCCUUAAAUCAUUUCAUAUCUUAACAAACCAACAAUAAUAACUAAAUAUCUGAACCAUUAAGUACGACUUUUAAUAAACCCCCAAUCAAAUUUUCAAGCAUAUCUGUUAAAUCUAACAUAUUUAAUACCAUAAAUGGUAGCAUACCAUAAAUAUUUGCAUUUACCUAAAAUUUUCUUUCGGAUUUUUCCCAAUUAUUUUGAAAUCUCUUGGAAAAUCAAAAAUAAUCUCUUUAUAGUCUAUUCAGGUUAAGAGUGUCCAAACUCGCGCAUGCAUACCAAGCCCCCGACAACUGUCGGACCCCCCGGACGAGAUCAGACGUUCUGUGAUUGGUCGGCAUUGUUCGAUCACUAUCGCUGUCUAUCGGAGUCGGCAACGCGCCGCCGUGUAUAUCACAUGAUGAUAAAAACAAAACAGGUAUUCUCCGUCGCGUCAUAUUUUAUAUUAUAACACAAAUGAUAUACAAAAUUACAAAUACAUAAAAAAAAAUUAAAGAUAUUUACAAAAAAAAAAAAAAAUGUUUUUACGAAACAAUUCAAAACGUCAUGUGGGUAUAUAAGAAAAUAUUUAAAAAUUAAAUUUUCAUUCUGAAUCAGAUGUUGUCUCUGACGACGUGUCUCCAGUUACUGUACUAUACCACACUACGUAUAAUGUGCGUCGGUACACCACAGCUCUCCCCAUAGAAAAAUACAUGUGCGAACUGAACUAGUUUUCGUCCAAGCGAGUGGGCACUCUUAACCUGAAUAGACUAUAGUACACCAGCUAGACAAUAUUUUUUUAAGAAAGUCCUACAGAAAAAUCUCUAUUAAUGAAAACCUCUCAAUAGUGGACACUUAUAAAUUCCCCAGCAAAAAUGUAUGUAGUAGGAGUUAUAACUUCUUAAUAGUGAACAUGAACAUUAGAAACUGGUACAAAAAUAUAGAAAACGUUUGAAUAACAUUAGUACUAUAUUUAUCUUUUAUACAUUUUGUUGAUAUUUUAUCUUAUCUCAAUGGUUUCCCUAUUCAAUAAAUGACAAAUGGUUCGGUUAUGUGUUCAGUUAUGUGCUUAAAAAAUGUACACAAAAAAAAUUAUUUUAAUUGUACAUAAAUAUUUAAAAUUUUUUAUUACAUAUACAUAUGUUAUAAAUAACAAAUUUAAAUUAAACUUAAUAUAAAUCAUAUAAUAAACAAUUAAUAUAUUAUAGUACAGUAAAUAAUAGUACAUUUUUUAGAAAUUAUAAUAAUAAAUACAUGUAAGUAAUAAAUAAUACAAAUUUUAAUAUGUAUGUAUAUGUUUAACCAAUUCUCUAUAGCACCUCUCUAUAGUUGACAUUUUUAAUUCCCCAUGGCUGUACACUAUAUAAAGAUUUCAUCAUUGUAGUUAGAUUUCUGACAGAAAAGUUAUUCAUAGAUAGAAAAAAACUAGCACACAUAUUAAAACUAAUAAAUCCCUCGCUAUGCUUCAAAUCUAAAAAAAUUGAAAUCUGUUUAAACAAAAAAAAAAAUGAAAUUUAUUAACAAAACUAAUAUAAAAUAUUAUAUUUAAUUACCCAAUUGAAAGGAUUAAUCAUUAUAAUAUUUAAGUAUAUAAUUGUAAUUUUUAUUUUAAACAUUUUUAUAAAUUUGAUGUAUUACAUUUCUAAAGAAGAAUUAUAAAAACUUAUUUUACAACUAAAAUUCUAGAAAAAAAUUAAUAGGUUUAUCUACGGAAAAUAAACGAAAAGCUCUUCACAUUCCUCUUAAAAAUAAAUACAUUUCUAAAAAAUAAACAAAAUCAAAGAAAUUAAUCUAUUCUUUUUAAUCACUAAUAAACAUAUGUUUUGCUUUGUAUUUUAUAGGAGAUAAAAAUAAAAAAGAAAUCAAUGAUUCUAAAGAAAAUGAAAAACACAAAAGAAAUGAAGAAAGAAAAGACACAGACAAAUUUAAAAGAAAUGAAAAUGAAACACAGAAAAGAAGAAAUAUUGACAAACCUAAAAGAGAUGAAGAAAUAAAUGUAAAUGAAAAGUCUAAGAGGUAUUAUGAAGGAAGGGAUGUAAAUGAAAAGUCAAGAAGACAAGAGGAAAGAAGAGAAAAUGAUAAGCCUAGAAGGUAUGAAGAAAGAAAGGAAAAUGACAGAUUUAGAAGACACGAUGACAGGAAUGAAUAUGAUAAGUACAAAAGACAUGAUGAAAGAAAAGAUCAUGAUAAAUAUAAAAGAAAUGAUGAAAGAAAAGAAAAUGACAAGUAUAGAAAAAAUGAUAAAGGAAAAGAAAAUGAAAAAAAUAAGAAAAAUGAAGAAGGAAAAGAAAACGUUAAACAAAGAAGAAAUGAUGAAUCAAAAGAAAUUGACAAAUUUAAAAGAAAUGAAGAUGAAAAAGAAAGUGACAGGCCUAGGAGAAGACGAUAAUUACCCUGAUUCAAUUUGUAUAAAAUAUAUUAAUUGUAUUCAAUUUUAAUCAAUUAUUUGUAACAAUCGUUUUUUUAUUGCCUUUUCUGUGUAAAAUAUUUUAUUUUAUCUGAUAAAAAUAGAUGAUUCAACUAUACUAGUGCCAUCGUAAGAACGUUUCUCGUUUGCGCAUUCAAAUUACGGAGCUCCGCGGUUUUAUCACACUCUACCAUCUAGUCUCCGCCGUAAAUUCCCCCACUCGCUAUGCGCGACCAUCGGCUAAUAUCACCGGCAGCC
Cinara cedri is the source of this 7850-nucleotide messenger RNA. Lineage: Eukaryota; Metazoa; Arthropoda; Insecta; Hemiptera; Aphididae. The record is from the annotation of a GenBank genome assembly.